CCUCACUUUCUAUUAUGCUUUCUUUACCCUCGCUCUCCAUAAGUGUCUUGUUUCUUCUUUUAAUUUUCAGUGUGUGUGUGAGUUCAUGUUCAUUUUUACCUCUCUUGCUUUCUGCCCAUUACACAAUGAAAAUGGCAUAUUACCAAUCAUCCUUUCCCCUUUGUAGGAAACACCCAUCAUUGCCCCCAACAAUCCUUUUCAACCUUAGAAACCUGAGUUUCUAAGAUAUUCCCUCCCUUCCAUUCUUCCAUUCUUUUCACUUUUUUUUUUUUUUUUGGUUCUUCUUCCUCUUUCUUGUUCUCAUGCCUCCACUCUCACUCUCUCUCAAUUUAAAUAUCUCCCUCUUCCUCACCUUUUCUGCUCCCAUAUCUUCUCCUUCCCUCGCUUCUCCCUUCUUUUCUUUUUUCCAUUUUAAUCCCAUAAAGUCUUGCAAUGGAUCCUUCUUCCACCAACUCUGUCAAUGGCUUCUACUCUUUUCUCACCAGAGGUAUUGACGAUCUCGAACGAGUCUAUCUCUCCAAUAACUUCAUGUCAAUCCAAUUCCUUCAGAGGGCGCUCUCCCUUCUUCGAUCCUGCCACACCCAAUUGACCCUUCUUGUCCAGAAGCUCCAUCUACCCUCCGGUGACAAGUGGCUCGACGAGUACAUGGAUGAAAGCUCCAAGCUUUGGGAAGCCUGUCAUGUACUCAAGUCUGGCAUUUCUGGAAUGGAAAAUUAUUACUCUGCUGGCUUAAACAUCACCACGUCUCUCGAUUCUCAUCCUCGUCUCACCCCACAACUAUCUCGCCAGGUUAUUCGAGCAAUCUCGGGGUGUCGCAGGGAAGCUAUGGGGCUGGGAGAAGAGAACAGAGCUUUAAUCGAGACAAGAAUUCAACCGCUUUCCCUUCGUUUCGAGGAGAAGCUCUCGAUCGAAUCGAAGCUAAACGGAUUCAGCGGGUUCAGGGGAGUCCUGUACGCAAUGAGAAAUGUCAGUUCGCUGUUGCUCUCGAUUCUGCUAUACGGCCUGGUGUAUUGCUGGCCCGAUUCCUCGGAUUUCAUCCUGGGAGGAGAAUACGAGGGACGCUUGUUCCUGGGAUCGGCGUUCAUGAUUUCGGCGGCGAGGUUACAGCAGAGAGUGGCGGCGGAGAUCGGCCAGUGCAAUGGGGCGCCGGGCGUUUUAUUGUACGAGUUCAGAAGAUCACAAGUGACGAUGGAGGAGCUCAGGGGAGAAUUGGAGCGUUGGGGAUCGCAGGGAAUGGUGGUUGAGUGGGAAACAGAGGUUGGCAUGAGAGAGAGAGUGGAGAAUCUAAGAGGGCAUCUUGGGAUGAUGAGAUCUGGAGCAGAGAACAUCAUCGGACAGCUCGACGAUUUCUUUGACGAGAUUGUUGAAGGAAGGAAGAAACUUUUGGACUUGUGUAGCCACAGGUGAUGAGUGAACGAUCAAUGGAAAAAAAAAAAAUAGUUGAAAUUGGAAACUGAAAGAAGAAAGCAACUAUGUAGAGGAAUCAGUUGCCGGGGUUGUCGUAUCUUGUUCCGCCCUUUCCAUUUUUCUUUCUCUCUCGCGCUCCUCUCUCUUUCACUUUCAUUUUCAUUUUCAUUUUCUUCCUUUUUUUUUUUUCUUAACCCCUUUUGAGUUACUACACUUUACCAUAGUUGAGACUUCUGGUGCCAAGUGUUUCCCGCAGCAGGCAGGGGAAAAGAUUCUCAAAUUGAAUGUGGCUCCAUAUAUCUGAGAAGAUACAGGCAGUAGAUUAAUUAUAUUGCAGGAAAAACAAAUUACUAACUUGUUUGCCGAA
Messenger RNA from Prosopis cineraria, 1774 nucleotides. RefSeq lists its product as uncharacterized. The transcript is spliced from 2 exons. NCBI's taxonomy places the organism in Eukaryota, Viridiplantae, Streptophyta, Magnoliopsida, Fabales, Fabaceae. Bases 433 to 1407 code for a protein of 324 amino acids. The record is from RefSeq and is a predicted model, not a curated record.